GAAGAAAAAGCAUAACAUGUGCUCUCUUUUCCUCUUCUCUUUGCAACUUGACCAUAAAUGUUUUGGUAAAUUUGCUCUUGUUAAUUAACUUGUUCUUAAUUGUUUCUCUUGUUAUUAAUUGAUUUUCUAUUAAUUUACAGUUAAAGGUAAAAUAUUAUGCGUCGAUCAUUAGCUCAUCUUCGCCUAUUAAAUAGGUUUGUCUCACCAUCGGUAUCUCAUCAACAUUAUGCUACUAAAAUUAUUUUAAGUCGACUGGUUCCUUCAUCUCAUUCACCAUGUUUUGGAAUUCAGUUAGACUUAAUCAUGGGAUUGUCUCUUUAUCAUCAGCACCAGCAUCUUCUGAUUCGAAAAGUCCAGUCUUGAUGGAAUCAUCAAAUGAUGAAUUUGCUAAAAGAGAUAAAGAGAUCAAGGAAACUGCUUAUUAUGAAGAGGAAAUAACUGUUGAAGGGAUUGAUGCACCAGCUCCGUUUUUACAAUUCAACGAUUACGAAUGGCCAAGUAAGAUUAAGGCUUAUAUCGAUAGGAAAGGCUUCGUUCAUCCAACUGGUAUUCAAGGACAAGCUUUACCGGUAGCGUUAGAAGGUAAAGAUCUUGUUGGAAUUGCGAGAACUGGAUCGGGUAAAACAAUAGCUUUCCUUUUACCAGCUAUUGUUCAUAUAUUAAAUUCAAAUUCCGGAGGAAAUUAUAUUGGACCUCGUGUAUUGGUUUUAGCUCCUACUCGUGAAUUGGCCCAACAAACGGCUGCAGUUUGUUCUGAAAUUGGUUACAAUUCAGUCUGUCUUUUUGGCGGUUCCUCUCGACUGGUACAACAAAAAGCCAUCUCACACAGUAAUCCUUUGAUUAUCGUUGGUACUCCUGGACGAAUAAUUGAUUUCAUCGAAUCAAAAUGGUUGGAUCCUUCAGAUGUUUCAUAUCUUGUUUUAGAUGAAGCCGAUCGAAUGUUAGACCUUGGCUUUGAACCACAAGUUCGACGGAUUAUUAGCAGUUUACCUCAAGAUAGACAAACUCUCAUGUGGUCAGCAACUUGGCCACAAGAAAUUCAAGAACUUGCUUCAGAAUUUCUUAGAGAUUAUGUUAUGAUAACCGCUGGUUCAAAAGAUUUACGUGCUAAUCCAAAUAUUGUACAAGAAGUUGUUUUCUGUGAAAAUUAUGACAAAUCGAAUCGAUUACUUGGACUGGUUGAAAAUAUUAUCAAUGAAUAUGGACAAAAAGCGAAAAUUCUAAUUUUUUGCCAAACCAAACGACGUGUUGACAUUUUCGCCAAUCUAUUAAACUCUAAACGUUUCUAUGCUCUCGGAAUUCAUGGUGACAAAUCACAGGCCGCUCGUGAAGGUAUUCUUCAAAGUUUCCGACGAGGACAACGUCAAAUUCUGGUUGCCACUGAUGUCGCCUCAAGAGGAUUAGAUGUCGAUGAUAUAACCCAUGUAAUUAACGUUGACAUGCCCAAUGUCGUAGAAGAUUAUGUCCAUCGGGUGGGUCGAACUGCUCGACAAGGAAAGAAAGGUUUCUCUUACACUUUCUUCACCUCUGAAGAUGGUUUAUUAGCCAGCGAUAUGGUGAAAGUCUUGAAACAAGCCGAUGUUCAUAUUGACGAUAGAAUAUUAGAAUUGGCCAAUUCAACUAAAAAUUAUAUUCGAAAUGUUAGAAAGCGAGGAGUAGCACCAAAUAGACGAGACGAUUAUGAUAAUUAUAAUGAUAACAGAAACCGGAAUCGUGGUCCCUCCCGAAAUCGUUGGUGAGAUCAAUGAAAACGACCAUUUUGUAACUACAAAGAAAAAGAUGGAAUCAACAAUUAGUCAUCUCAAUCAUUCUAGUAAUCAACUGUUCUUGUGACUUUUUGCAUACUUACUUUAAAUUGUAUUGCAAGGAAUCAAUUUAGUUACUCUUUUUAGAGAUAAUUACAGUUUGUAAGACUAUAUUUUCAAACCGAUUGUAAAUAAACUCUACAUUAAACACAAGAAUCGAAAA
Panonychus citri (citrus red mite) is the source of this 1968-nucleotide messenger RNA. Its product is annotated as probable ATP-dependent RNA helicase DDX5. The record is from RefSeq and is a predicted model, not a curated record. The coding region runs from base 276 to 1739 and encodes 487 amino acids. Gene Ontology annotation, molecular function: RNA helicase activity; RNA binding; ATP binding. Gene Ontology annotation, cellular component: ribonucleoprotein complex; cytoplasm; nucleus. Lineage: Eukaryota; Metazoa; Arthropoda; Arachnida; Trombidiformes; Tetranychidae. The transcript has 2 exons.